AUGCACCUCCCUACACCGACACACACCUUCACCAUCCCCUCCCUCCACGAUGGGAUCAGGCUCGACUGCCGGAUAUACCAUCCACAAGGGUGGUUACAUCCAAGUAACACGUCGGGUCAGCGGAUACGAGGAGCGAUCGUUGCACAUCCCUAUGCGUCUCUCGGAGGAUGCUAUGACGAUCCGGUGGUGAGUUUCGUCGCAGGGGAGUUUCUUCGAGCUGGGUGUGUGGUGGGCACCUUCAACUUCCGUGGCGCUGGUGGCUCAGAAGGGCGGACAAGCUGGACGGGUAGGCCUGAAUUGGCCGAUUACGCCUCUUUCUACGGAUUCAUGCUGCUUUACCUGCAUCGUCUGAGAGGUUGCCGACCUACCUCACUUGGUGAGCGUGGAGAUGACUAUCAAGCCGUGCAGCUCAUAUUAGGCGGCUACUCAUAUGGGUCAAUGAUUGCCUCGUCUCUCCCGCACCUGAAUCUGAUUGCGGAUGUAGUCAGGCAAUCUCGCCAUGGUACCCCAAUGCAUGAGAUCUACCAAGUUGCUCGUGACCUUGCCUACUGCCUAGAGGAAGAUAAGGACAUCCUGGAGCAGAACCAAAACACGCGCCAGGAGAUGGAGAAUGCUGCAGAUGCUAUUCAGAGUACAAUGAUUGCCUACCUACUCGUUUCACCCAUUCUACCGCCACUCAAUCGCUUUCUCACAUUAUUCGCCAAGCCAUCCCUUGAAAUUCAAGUGUAUGACUCGGCUGAAAGGCGGUCGAUUCCUUGUCCCCAACCAGCAGACCAGAUAUGCGCGCAUGAAACCCUUGCUCUCUACGGAACUCAGGACACCUUCACUUCCGUACAUAAGCUGCAGACCUGGUCGACAGAACUCAUUCAAAAGCCUUCGAGUAAAUUUCUAUCAGCUGAGAUCGAUGGCGCAGGGCAUUUCUGGAGAGAAGAUGGUGUUCGGUCGCAGGCCAGAGACGCCAUUAGGAACUGGCUAUAUCGAAUACAUCUAGCACCCGCCGUGGCCAGUGGAUAA
Aspergillus saccharolyticus JOP 1030-1 is the source of this 1014-nucleotide messenger RNA. RefSeq lists its product as uncharacterized. NCBI's taxonomy places the organism in Eukaryota, Fungi, Ascomycota, Eurotiomycetes, Eurotiales, Aspergillaceae. The record is from RefSeq and is a predicted model, not a curated record. Bases 1 to 1014 code for a protein of 337 amino acids. The transcript has 2 exons.